This is a messenger RNA of Thunnus maccoyii (southern bluefin tuna), 2437 nucleotides long. RefSeq names its product interleukin-21 receptor. The transcript has 8 exons. NCBI's taxonomy places the organism in Eukaryota, Metazoa, Chordata, Actinopteri, Scombriformes, Scombridae. The record is from RefSeq and is a predicted model, not a curated record. Gene Ontology annotation, biological process: cytokine-mediated signaling pathway; immunoglobulin mediated immune response. Gene Ontology annotation, cellular component: external side of plasma membrane. Gene Ontology annotation, molecular function: protein binding; cytokine receptor activity. Bases 268 to 1701 code for a protein of 477 amino acids.
ACAAAAUUGACUUGCUUAUCCAAUUUUUAUGUAAAGACAUACCAAACUCAGAGCACAGUACGAGAGACUGUGUGGUUGUGAGGUGAGAAGCUGCAGUCUUAUGCCUUUUGCACACUUUCCAUUUACAACUGCUCUCUUAAAAAAACACAUCCUCUCCCAGACAUGUGAGUGAUAGCUAUCACCGUGAAGAGGCUGAGUGACACCUCCCACCUCUGGUCUUCAUUAAAGAAGGUUCUUACUUCAUCGAGACUUCUCGGGGCUGAGGUGAUGUCUGAGUCAGCAGCUGGUGUGAUGGAUCUGACCUCUAUACCGAGGCUGAACUUGAUGCUGCUGGUCGUGUUUCUGCUCGUUUCUCCCAACAUCGUCUGUCUCCAUGGACAUUCUCUUACAGUUGUGGACCACCAUCUUCACUGUGUGAAUGAUUACCUGACCAACAUCAGCUGCUCCCUGACCAUCGCACCAUCAGAAAAAACUUCAGACAGCAACAGCUCCUACUGGCUCAAAAUCUCAUAUACCGAAUUCAGAACGCAGGACUUUGUGUGCAUGCUAACAAACACCAAUGGGGAUUAUUUCUGUACCGUUAAAGUGCGUGAUGAUGAUGACUGUUUUACGGAUAUGGAUGUCUUUGAAAUAUCACUCUGUCACAACCAAAGUAAUGGGUCUCAAAGCUGCGAACAGCUGGAUGAAACAUAUGAGCCAUUUCAGAACAUUAAACCAAACCCACCGUGCUGCCUCACAGUUAGCCAAAACUCAAGCCAACACCACUUCACCUGGAAUAGCACCUAUGAGAAAUACGAUCAGACCAGCCUGGUCGAUAAUCUGGAUUAUCAGCUCCAUUUCUACAAAAGACAAGACAAAGAUGAUGUGGCAUUUCAUCAAAUCAACACAGACAGAAAGAGCUAUUCUAUGGAUGAUCACAUAUUUGUGCCAAACACUGAUUACGGUGCAAGAGUACGGUCCAGCCCCAACAAGGCUCAUUUCAAGGGAGAGUGGAGCGAAUGGUCCUCUGAGGUUCACUGGACAACGAAGGCACCCUUGAGCGAUUUCUCAACUUUUGCCAUUGUUUCUGGACUGAGUAUGAAGGUGUUCAUCCCCAUAUUUGUGAUAGUGCCACUCAUCUUACUUUUGUGCUAUGCUCGAAUUAAAAAAUGGAGGCAAAAUGCCUUUAUCCCAACUCCAGCACCCUAUUUCCAUACCCUAUACAGUGACUGCCAAGGAGAUUUCAAGAGCUGGGUGGUUACACAAGAAAACACGGCAGACAUGCUGAAAACUGAGGAAACACUCCACAUUUACACCCUCACCAAGUGUGCAGAUGUGCAAGAGGAAGACUGUCCACCCCACUUUCACCAGCAGCUUAUGGAGGGCAGCGCAUACAACAACAUAACUAACCCAGGCUGCGAUCCUUCUCUACUGGGCGUCCCGUACGCAGUGAGCACCAUAGCUCCACUGUCAUCUUCAGGGAGCCUGCUGAAAAAUCUGACCUUCAGCUUUCAGCCCGAGAGCCCUGCUGAAGGAGACUCAGGGUGCUGGCUCUGCAGCGACACAUCCCUCGAGAAAGACCCUCCCUGGUACUGCAAUGAGUACUGUACCUUGAGCGCCUUCCAGCAGCCUGGUCCGGUCACAGCAGAGUGCCAUGGGAGCCCCUCAACAAGAUCUUGCUCAGCAGAGAUUAUCAGAGUGGAUGCCUUUGGGCAAGCAUAAACUGAUAUGUUUUUAUGUAAAGACAGUAAAAGUAUGUGAAGAUGUAGUUCAAGCUGUAAAUGACCAAAUGCUUCACUUUUGCCUUCACAGUACAGGAGAUAGUCGGCUGUUAAGAAGUGAUUUAGUGGGCAUGAAUUUAUAAAAUAUUUCUUUACCACCAUGCAUACUGUAGAUAAUAUAUAAAAGAUUAAUCAUUAAUAUUUUUGCUACCAUAAAAUGCUUAAAUUGCAUAUAGGAACUGUAAAUAUUUUUCAGAUUUGAAGAAAAAUGCAUUUUGCCUACAAAUUUCCAUCACUGAAUUGUAAUAGCUUGCUUUGUUUAUGAUAGAUGAAAUAUUAAGUAAACCUUACUGUAUAGUUUAAUCAUUUAAUAAAUAAAAUGCAAGACAUUUGUAGAAAGUUUUAUUUACGCCAACACAUACAUGAACAAAGCACCAUAUAACCUUAAAGUCUGAUACAGAAGUAAGCCUACCUGCCUCAGUCAUUGUGGCCAUCUUUAUUUAAUCCAUAGCAAACACUCUGAAUAACAAAAACACAGCCAAGGCAGCAGAUUCUAUCAUAUAUUACAGCAUGCUGAAUAGAAAACCUGGGAAAGAGAAUUAGACAGAGCCAUCUAGAGACACUAGUGAGAUACAACAGUAUAAAAGUGCCAUUCAUUAUACAGCAGUUGAAAUACUGACAAUGAAAUAAGCUAAUUUUACAUUAAAUUUAUGGAAAAUAAAAAGGGGGAAACAUAA